This is a messenger RNA of Solanum dulcamara, 1737 nucleotides long. Its product is annotated as plastoglobulin-1, chloroplastic-like. The record is from RefSeq and is a predicted model, not a curated record. Bases 217 to 1452 code for a protein of 411 amino acids. The transcript has 3 exons. NCBI's taxonomy places the organism in Eukaryota, Viridiplantae, Streptophyta, Magnoliopsida, Solanales, Solanaceae.
UUUAAAGAAUUCCAGCAACUAAAAGCCGAGAAGUAUUUUUUUUAUCAGUUCUAUUUAAACUCAAAACAUGAAGUCAACUCCUCCUGGAAGUAGAGAAAAACCACCGUGGUGUCCGGCGGCAUAUCCACUGACCGCCGCCGCUGAAAACAGAAAAACCACUUCAUCGGCCGGAAUCUCCAUCGUCACCACCGCUAGAGCCUGCCGGAAAAAGAAAAAAUGUCUAUUCUACACUCGCAUUCUCUCAUUUUCAACGCUAAAACCACUGUUAAAUCCUACUCUUUCACUUCAUUUCUUCAUUCUUCUUUAAUCUCAAGCUCUAGAUUUAGAAAUCAUUCACAAUUUUCAACUCAUUCAUCGUUUUCAUCAUUCAAUGAUUCUCGAGAUUUUUUUGUACCAAAACCCAAGCAAAACGACGGUGAUUCUGAUGAUAAACCAUUCACAUUUAUUGAUGAGUGGGGCGAGAAGUCGAAGCCGGAGAUUCGACCGAUGACGAAGUUAUCGGAAUCGGAUCCUCCUAUUGACGUAGACGAAUGGGGAAGAGCUGAGUCAGGAAGCAUCAAUUCUUCAGGGAUUGAAGAUGAGUGGGGCGAGAAGUCGUUUCUGGAGCUCCGACCCGCGAAAACGAUAUCGGAUUCGGAUCCUCCUAUUGACGAAGACGAAUGGAUCGGAGCUAAGCUUGUAGUCAACAACAACAUUGAUAGAGUUAGAAAUCAGGGCGUUUCCGAACCCGAAUUGAUGGAGGAAGACGAAUGGGGCGAAGAUGAGAGAGUUGCAGAGUUGAAAAGGUGCUUAAUGGACACGGUUUAUGGGACGUAUUUUGGGAUCAGAGCGUCAUCUGAGGUUCGAGCUGAGGUUCUGGAGCUGGUUGCUCAGUUGGAGGCAGCAAAUCCAACUCCAAAUCUAGUUGAAUCGCCUGAAUUGCUCGGUGGGAACUGGAAUUUAGUGUUUACGGCAUUUUCUGAGCUGUUACCUCUUCUGGCUGCGGGCACCAUUCCCUUAUUGAAGGUCGAAAAGAUUAGUCAAACAAUUAGUACAAGCCGCCUUAUCAUAGAGAACUCAACUACAUUAUCAAGUCCUGUUGCCACCUUGUCUUUCAGUGCAACUGCUGCUUUUGAAGUUCGAAGUCCAUCAAGAAUACAGGUUGAAUUCAAAGAAGGGACAUUUAAGCCUCCAGAGCUCAAGUCAAAAAUAGAUCUGCCAAAAAACUUGGAUAUCUUUGGCCAAAACAUGAGUUUGUCACCUGUACAGCAAUCUCUGGGUCCUCUUGAAAAUGUUGUGGCAGGUAUAGCCCGAACUAUUUCUGGUCUGCCUCCUCUCAAGGUUCCAAUUCAAGGUGAGAGGACAAAAUCUUGGCUUAUUACGACAUACCUUGAUAAUGAUCUCCGGAUCUCUAGAGGAGAUGGUGGGCUUUUUGUUCUCGUUAAGGAAGAGAGUUCUCUUCUAGAUCAGUAACAAGGUCCACUCCGUAUUUAGAGGUCCUAGGAGUUUCAUAUAUACAAUACAUAGCUGUAAAGCAAGAUACAUCUUGUCUUUUUAAUCUAUAAUGCCAUUUGUGUAGCCAUUACUCAGAGUAAGGAAACUGAAAAUUGGAUAAUUAAGAGCAUUUGCAUAAAGUAUAUGUUAUUUAGAAGCUCUGGUGUUAUUUGUAACCCAAAACUUAUGUCACUCUACCUUAUCUUGAGGACAAAAUAUGUUUCAUUGCAAUAUUAUUAACACGAGUGCAACAUCAUCUUUAAA